UGCAACGAAGGUGCCUUCGGCACCGAGAGGCGAUGCGUCUUCGACCGGGAUGUCUUCGAUGUCGGCACUGUGCUGUGGAACGACACCCGGAUGAUUGAUGUCGUCAAGGCCAAGGUACGAUGUUGGAACGCGAGGUACGGGUGUGACUUCAGUGGCCCACUGCGAGGUCUGCUGGAUCACUUCGAGCAGGACUGCUCUUUCCACGCGGUCACUUGCCCGCGUUGUCAGAACAUGCAACUGCGCUCAAAGCUGGCAGCCCAUUACCGCGGUGGCUGCGUGGCACCUCCCACCACCACCUCCAGGCGGAGCCACCAACUCGUGAGCGGCAGCGCCUCUGGCGGUGGACGAGGCGCAAUGCCACCUGCUCCCAUACAAGACACUCUUGCAGCGUUCGAGUCUAAGAUGAACGAGCUACUGGAACACACGCGAGCGCUGGGCACCCGUACGUCGCUCCUUCAAGCUGACAUGAGCAACGCCAGGGAGGUGCUGGCGAGGCUAGUCCCCGAAGCUGCCACCGGAGAAGGCGUCGACCUGCUGGGCGGCAGUUCUUCCGUCCAUAUCUCCGCAUCUCGGCGAAUCGAGUAAUGGCCUCCGGACGCGAAUCCACCUCUGCUACUAGGGCGACGCCACGACCGUCAUCUUGUCUCUCCAUGCUUCGUCUCAAGCGGAAGUGCACCUUGAGCAUUGCAUUUAGAAAGGGCGACGCCCUACACUCCGCUGAUGCCGCGCUGUCGUCGCCGCUGGACCCGGAGGUGUGGACGACCCGAUGUGCUACUCCCGGACGGCACGUGUAACGCUAAGCUGGUCCUGCUGGAGGAAAACUCCGCUCUGAGCGUCUACGGGGCUGCCGACCAGUGCGUAGACGUGUUGAACCCGUGGGUUUUGCGGUCGGCGGCACUGAAGAGACCACGCAAGUUGUUCCCACUGGGAGGUCGUCAGUUACUGACACCAACCUGGGUGGUGUCGCGACAGAGCCGAGCCUCUUUGCUCGACGAAGGAUUCGACAGGUUCCGGUCAUACCCGUUCGAAGAUCUGUGUGGGCGCGGGUUCUUCUCCGACAGGGACGAAGAGGUCGUGGUCUUGACAGUCAAGUUGGUGCGCAAGUUUGACAUGCUUUAAGGUGACACCAAAGGCAGUUGAGUACUAUGUCGUGUACGUUUUCUUCGCUUCUGGUCACUUAGGUUUAGUCACUAAGAUUAUUUUUCUUCCUAGUAUGGGAAAAUGGGCGCUGUCGUGUGUUCUAUGUAUGGAAAUGCCUGGUUGCGGUAGGCUUUGUAUUGGCUUCUUUGAGAAUCAAGACAUCGAGUAGACGCGCCUGACUAACAGCAGUGGCUACUGUCGCAAUGGUUUAUUACGACAGCCUGUGAAAUGCCUGUUCUUUUUUUUUCUUUAAAUUAUCUAAACAACUUUUUUAAAAAAAACGUUGAGAACUUGUGUGGCUUUGUACAUAUUUAUUGAUUUAUUCAUGUACCUCCCACUGCAGACUUGUACGUCACGUAUUACGUGUUAUUACUUACUUGGAAUUAAUUACGUUUCUUGAUAAUUCUGUAAUUUAUGGAAUAAUUUGUUUACUCGGUAACACUCACGGUAACUCAAUUACUUUUUUUCAAUAACCAAUUACGUGUAACCUGUUCUAUUUAUAUUAAACAAGCUCUGGCAGGCUGACGCAGUUUCAAGCACUUGAAUCUGGUGGGAACUAUGGAGGCCAAA
Molecule: messenger RNA, 1710 nt
Organism: Dermacentor silvarum
Lineage: Eukaryota; Metazoa; Arthropoda; Arachnida; Ixodida; Ixodidae
Exons: 3
Coding region: 91-585 (164 amino acids)
Source: RefSeq, a predicted model, not a curated record